Colletotrichum aenigma is the source of this 624-nucleotide messenger RNA. It is a transcript of the gene aflD, whose product is annotated as Norsolorinic acid ketoreductase. The record is from RefSeq and is a predicted model, not a curated record. NCBI's taxonomy places the organism in Eukaryota, Fungi, Ascomycota, Sordariomycetes, Glomerellales, Glomerellaceae. Bases 1 to 624 code for a protein of 207 amino acids. The transcript has 4 exons.
AUGGCACCAAUAAUCGUGCUUAUCACUGGUGCCAAUCGCGGCAUCGGCAAAGGCCUCCUCGAGAAAUAUCUGGCUAGGCCUAAUCACACCGUCAUCGGCACGGCCGUGAAACAACUGGAAGCGCAGGGCAUUGAUCACCUUGACGUUGUCAUUGCCAAUGCCGGUGUCUGUUUUGCAUGGCCCAAGGUGUCCGAGAUCAAAGUCGAAGAUAUCGAAGGCCACUACGUGCCAAACGUCCACGGUCUUAUCUUUACGUACCAAGCUACGCUGCCUCUGCUGAAGAAAUCCAAGAGCGGCAAGUGGAUUACAAUUGGCUCGUGUUCGGCCUGGUUGACAAACCAACUUGACAUGCCAAAUGCGGCUUAUGGCACAUCCAAAGUCGUUGCACAUUGGUUGACCAAGGCUAUCCACCGAGAAGAGCCGGAGCUAUUUGCGUUUCCCAUCGACCCGGGCUGGGUCCAAACGGACCUUGGAAACAACGGUGCACAUUACUUUGGCCAUGAGCAAGCGCCAUUGAAGGUUGGAGAUGUGACUGAGGGAAUCGUGAAGGAGGUUGACUCAGCUACAAGGGACAGCCACGGCGGGAAGUUGAUCCAGUGGGAUGGUGUUGUGCUGCCAUGGUAA